CGUUCGGCGCUAAUUUUCAAAUAGUCCUCUGAAGAGAAGGAAAAAGAAAAAAGUCUGGAGUCUCUGGAUACAUUUGUACAGCUUAAUAAUCAUCAGUUCGUCGCAGUUUCGUUAUGAGCGCAUUCAGUACACCGACCGCCCGGCAACGGCAGUGGUCCUCUCCGGCAGUGGGCCACAAAGCUGCUCUGUCCACCACAAGCACACCUCUGCUGGACAACAUCCAGGGAAACGACGAUGAGCAAGAGAGACGUCAAAGACGCAGGUCCAGAGUCAUCGACCUUCACGGAGUGAACGACUCCUCUAUUAAUGAGGCCGGUACCCACAGCUCUACGGGCACACCUGCUGCUGUACCUAAGCUGUCAUCAGCACAGAUUUCUGAACAUUAUUCAACCUGCAUCAAGCUUUCCACUGAAAAUAAAAUUACCACAAAGAAUGCAUUUGGUCUGCAUCUCAUCGAUUACAUGGCAGACAUUCUCAAGGAGAAAGACUCUGAGCUAAACUUCAAGGUUGCAGCAGGCACUCUGGAUGCCAGCACAAAAAUCUAUGCGGUGAGGGUGGAUGCGGUCCACGCUGAUGCUUACAGAGUUCUGGGAGGUUUGGGUUCAGAGACCAAACCAAAAGAGAGUCAGGAUGGUGAUGAUGAGGCUGAGGCAGCCGAGGGCCUUCAGGGAGAGCAGGUGGCUGCGAAACAGACAAAGAAAAGACCUCAGAAGAAGACAGUGGAGCAGAAUCUCAGUAAUAUCAAUCUCUCUGAAUCCGAGAUGAAGUGUGAGGUUGAUCCCAUGUUUCAGCGUAUGGCUGCUUCCUUUGAUGAGAACAGUACAGCAGGAGUCUUUCUCUCUGUGCUGUUCAGUGAGGACAGUUGCUGUGAGCUGCGCUUUCCUUCACAUAUGACCUUACUGAAGUCACAGCUUCCUCCUGUGCAGGUGUCCCAUCAGAAUGUUCCUGCAUCACCGUUUACAGGUCACUUAAAGACACUAGAAGACAGGCCAAUUUGUCCAUCCUUGGAGGAUUUCUCUUUUACUAGAUGGACUCCUGAGCAGACCACAAACCUCAACCAACAGCUUGAGAAGAUGAAGCAGGGAGAGCAUGCAUUCGAUGUCAAUGCAGAUAUUGAGCCAGAUGAGGAUGAUGCUCCAGACUUUGGGGAUAAUUUUGAUGCAGACUUGGAUGAGGGCAGACCGGGAGACUGUGAGGAGUUUAAGGAACACAAAGAAGCUUGUUCAAAGAGCCCACAGAAAGGACGGGGGGUUAUUCCUAUCGGUGAGGUGGAUAUCGCCACCAUGUGUCUGCAGCUGUCUGAUCAGCCCAGAGAGUACUCCUACUUCAGUCCUAGGACCAUGGCCACCUGGGUCGGACCUGGUUACUGGCUUUUCAAACCCGGACAUAAGCAGGAUCAAAAACAAGACAAAGAACCCCGGAAGCGAGCGCCAAAGAAUCCUCUCAUUAUUGACUUUAAAGCAGAUAUCAACUUUCAUAAUUACUUUAAGACAACUAGAGCAGCAACCACUAUUGGUAAAUCAGCAUUGAACACCAGCAAUAAGAAAACCACCCUUCCGGCAGACUUCCAGUAUCCACCCAGUAACCUGUCGCAGCUCAGCCUCAAACCCUCCAACACACUUAGUGCGGAAGGAAAGAAUAGGUUAUCUGGAGAGCUGAGUGAGGACAUAGGAGAGUACGACUACAACAAUGCCAACGAUACAGCUAACUUCUGUCCUGGUCUUCAGGAAGGGGACAGUGAGGAUGCUGAAGGCUUUGGAGGAUCCGAUGACUCCCAAACAGACAGACCAACACCAUCCUCUCUGGACACAGAUGACAUCUCUACAUAUGGAGAGGACUGUCUCGUCCCUGAGCCUCACAAGGUAAACAUAAUUGAGAUAAACUAUGCCAGGACAGCCAAGAAGAUGGACAUGAAGAAGCUAAAAACAACUAUGUGGGGUCUCCUGACAGAAAGCCCUGAAAAACCAGCCAAGCAGGUGGAGAGUGAAGAGACGGCAGAAGUACCUGGUGAAAAAUCGUUCAGCCAGUCUGUCAGGAAUCUUGUACAAAGGCUUCCCUCUGCUAUGGCUACUAAUCUGUCAGUACCCUUGGCCUUUGUGGCCCUUCUGCACUUGGCUAAUGAGAAAAACUUGGAGCUGCACAAAAUUGAUGGCAUGACUGAUAUCAUCAUUAAACAAGGCCGCUGAAAAUCUGACACAAAUCCUUAAUGCAAAAAUUAUCAUUUGUAUCAAAAUGUAAAUCCGGUCUCUUGUUCUCCAUGGCAUGUAAAAUACAAAUGUGAGGACAAAACAGUGUAGUCAAGAGGAGGAGGACGAGGAUGAUGAUGAUGGUGUCAGGAUCAUGUUAAUGUUGUACAGAGAAAUACCAAACCACAGACUUUUUUAUAUAUAUAAAAGUGAAACCGAAAGCACUCAACAGGGUGCAGCUGGAAUAAUGUUUGCUCUUAAGAUCAAGCAUUUUGAUCACUUUAGCAGCUUCAGUAAAAAGUACAAUAUUAAUGUACUGUUUUCAGUGUCACUGAUUUUUAAAGGCAUUAUUUAAAUUGUAAAACAUAAUUUCUUAACUCUGAGGUUUCUUUUAGAUGUAUAUUCUACAUGCCAUUUUCAGAAAUAAAACGUGUUG
This is a messenger RNA of Danio aesculapii, 2622 nucleotides long. RefSeq names its product non-SMC condensin I complex, subunit H (gene ncaph). Gene Ontology annotation, cellular component: condensin complex. The record is from RefSeq and is a predicted model, not a curated record. The coding region runs from base 114 to 2186 and encodes 690 amino acids. Gene Ontology annotation, molecular function: chromatin binding. Gene Ontology annotation, biological process: mitotic chromosome condensation. Lineage: Eukaryota; Metazoa; Chordata; Actinopteri; Cypriniformes; Danionidae. The transcript has 18 exons.